CCACCACUUUGGUUUUGUGGUGUAGUGUACUGUGAUAUUUUUAUAUUGGAAAGUGUAUUCAUUUUAUUCCACAAAUUCUCGAUAAUGUUUUUAGCAAAAAGUAUUUUAAAACAAAACCAAUUAAAUACAAUUCAAAGAACAUGUAAUUUUAGUUUAAGUUCAAUUAGUGCAGCUAGGAAAAAAGUGUGUAUAGUUGGAGCUGGGCCAGCUGGCUUCUAUGCGGCUCAGUAUAUUUUGAAGCAUCUGUCCGAUUGUGAUGUUGAUGUUUUAGAGAAAUUGCCAGUUCCAUUUGGUUUAGUUCGUUUUGGAGUAGCACCCGAUCAUCCCGAAGUAAAAAAUGUAAUCAACACAUUUACAAAAACAGCCGAGAAUCCACGUUUUAGAUUCUUAGGUAAUCUAAGUUUAGGAAAGGAUUUUAGUAUAGAACAGUUGCGAGAUAACUAUCAUGCAGUUCUGUUGACUUAUGGGGCAGAUGAAGAUCGUCGCAUGAAUAUUCCAAAUGAAGAUUCUAAAAAUGUUAUAUCAGCGAGGAAGUUUGUUGCCUGGUAUAAUGGACUGCCAGGAUCAGAAAACUUGAAUCCCGACUUGAGUGGGGAUACUGUGACUUUGGUGGGACAGGGUAAUGUUGCUAUUGAUGUUGCAAGAAUACUCCUUUCAAAAGUUGAUGCGCUUAAAUCAACAGAUACAACAGAAUAUGCCCUAGAAGCUUUAGCCAAUAGUAAAGUUAAAAACGUUUACUUGGUCGGUCGAAGAGGACCUCUUCAGGCUGCUUUCACUAUCAAAGAAUUAAGGGAGAUCUUAAAGCUGCCAGAUGUUUCAACCGUUUGGAGAAAAUCCGACUUUAAAGAUAUUCCAGAAAUCGUCAGUUCCUUAGCACGCCCACGUAAACGCCUUACAGAAUUAAUGCUCAAAAGCUUAGAUGAACAGCAAUCUUCACCACGCACAAGUGAAAAGAAAUUUCUACCAGUUUUUCAAAGAUCUCCAAAAGAAAUCCAUGAUGAUUUCAUUGAAUUUAGUGUGACUGAGCUUCAAGGUAACACUGCCAUUCCGACAGAUGUGUCUGAAAAAUUUCAAACCGAUUUAAUAUUACGAAGUAUUGGUUACAAAUCGGUCUCGGUAGAUAAGGGAAUUAAUUUUGAUGACAAAAGAGGAUAUGUUGUUAAUAAAGAUGGUCGAGUACUUCAAAAGAACUCUCAAGAAGGUUCCAUCGAUAAAGGAUUGUAUGUAGCCGGUUGGUUAGGAACCGGUCCAACUGGUGUAAUUCUCACAACUAUGAAUGGAGCUUUUGGUGUUGCGAAAGCAAUAUGUGAUGAUGUUGAACAAAAUUUUAUUGAUACUGAAACACAAAAAUCUGGAUUGGAUAUUAGUGACAAACGUGUAGUAACAUGGAAAGGUUGGACCGAAAUUGAUAAAUAUGAAGUUGAAAUUGGUAAGGCCAAAGGGAAGCCAAGAGAAAAGUUAAUUGAUAUUGAGAAAAUGUUAAAAAUUGCUGGUGUAUGAUGAACUUAUUUAUUUUUUUUUUUCUUUUUGAAAAUAUAUUUUUAUAUGCUUAUUAAAAAAAAUAUUUUUUUAGAAGUAAAACUGGUGCUUUUGUUUGUAAUAUGUUUAAGGCAAAUCGAUUUACUUAAAAAA
Messenger RNA from Episyrphus balteatus (marmalade hoverfly), 1632 nucleotides. RefSeq names its product NADPH:adrenodoxin oxidoreductase, mitochondrial (gene dare). Gene Ontology annotation, cellular component: mitochondrion. The record is from RefSeq and is a predicted model, not a curated record. The coding region runs from base 85 to 1500 and encodes 471 amino acids. The transcript is spliced from 4 exons. Gene Ontology annotation, biological process: ubiquinone biosynthetic process. Lineage: Eukaryota; Metazoa; Arthropoda; Insecta; Diptera; Syrphidae.